AUGGUUGAGGAGGCUGUGAAAAGCUCCCUUGGUCUGAAUUGGCUGUUGAUUUUUUCUGGUCCAUAUCCAUCUGGUCAGUACAUCCUAGUAGUUGUUGAUGAACAUAGCAGAUAUCCCGAAGUUGAGAUUGUACAUUCCACAUCGGCAAAGGUUGUAAUUCCCAGACUUCAAGGCAUAUUUGCACGUCAAGGGUUCCCAAAAGUCUUGAAAUCUGAUAAUGGUCCGCCUUUUCAAAGUCAGGAGUUCGCAGACUUUGCCAAUGCUUGUGGUUUCAAACAUCGCCGUAUCACUCCGCUGUGGCCGGAAGCGAACGGUAAUGUGGAACGGUUUAUGGGCACUUUGAACAAGUUUGUUAGAGUUUGCGUGUCAGGAAAUAGAAAUUGGAAGUCUGAACUUAAUCAAUUUCUUAUGCAAUAUAGGGCAACACCCCACUCAUCAACCAAAAUUUCUCCGUUUGAAGCUCUAACCGGUAGAAAAAUGAGUUUUGGUCUCCCAGAUAUUCCCAAGUCUGAUCAAGCCCCAGUCUCUGAUAGCAUAGUAAACAAUGAUGCUAUGAGUAAAACCAAGAUGAAGGCCUAUGCUGACCAAAGACGACACACGUCGGAGUCUAGUCUCAAACCUGGAAAUCAUGUCCUGGCAAAACAGCCAAAGCUAAAUAAACUUACCCCACCGUUUGAUCCAGAUCCUUACACUGUAAUUGAGAAAAAGGGUAGUAUGGUAACUGCAGAGCGGGAUGGCCGUUGUUUAACCCGAAACUCUUCAUUUUUUAGGCCAAUCAAAAAUGCAGUGAUGCUGGAGGAUGAAGAGGAAUAUGAAGCCCCUCAAGCCUCUAGUCCAGAAUCUAGUAUCCCUGCUGCUCCUGAAUUAGUAUCUAGUCCUGAAUCUAGUCUCCCUUCUGCUCCUGAUAUAACUCUUGUACCUGUCACUCCAAGGAGAAAUCCUCCUCGCUCUACUCGUUCUGUCUUGCCUCAGAAGAUGAAAGACUAUGUGAUGAGUAAACCUAAAUGA
Messenger RNA from Ruditapes philippinarum (Manila clam), 1008 nucleotides. RefSeq lists its product as uncharacterized. Gene Ontology annotation, molecular function: nucleic acid binding. The coding region runs from base 1 to 1008 and encodes 335 amino acids. Gene Ontology annotation, biological process: DNA integration. NCBI's taxonomy places the organism in Eukaryota, Metazoa, Mollusca, Bivalvia, Venerida, Veneridae. The record is from RefSeq and is a predicted model, not a curated record. The transcript has 2 exons.